GCUCCUUCAGCUCUCAAACCCACAGAAAGAAAGCCGCGUUCACCAAAGAGAAGUGGGAGAGAGAGAGGCCUCAGAGAUCAUAGUCGUCUUCUUUAAUUCUCGGGCACGUACUUUCAAGCCUCUUCAUCUCUGGUCGCUUACCUGCCGGCACCGGCGGACGUCUGUUCUGGAACUUCAGUUCCAAUGGAAGCUUGAUUCAAAUGAUUCAGUUUUUCCCUGGUUUUCAUAGGACAAGGACAUUGGAAUCAAGGUGGUUGGGUACGGAUCAAAUCAGUCUAGAGGAGCAACAAGAUCCGCCACCCCAUUACGGCGUUGCAGCCUCUCAAAAGUUCCAGAAAGGUCGUUGAUAUCAUUGAGGGUUCUUAUGUUCAAAUUUGCAUAUCGUUUCUGAUCAUCAAGCAUCAUAGUCCAAAGCCCCAGCCAGUAAUGGAAGAAGACGACGUCGGCAGCAACCAAUAUCCUAAAAAUGUAAUCAACAAAUCCAAUAGCCUUCAUGCUGGGAUCUUGGCCUCUCGCAUCUUUGAUGUCCACUGGAGCAACACCGCAAAAGGCCAAGGUGCCGGUGGAGGAACGAAACUGGAAGGUGACGGUCACAACUUGGGCAGCAUCAAUAUUAAUGAUAAUAUAAUUACCGCACCCAAUGGAGAGUCAGAUGUUGGGUUGUCCAUCAUUCACAACAAAGUACGUGCCUUCUGGAGCCGAGGUCAAGGUGGACGUAAAUUCAAAGGCAUCUUUCACAAUAUUUGUGAGAAUGAAAUUACUGCAGAAAAUGGAUCCACAGAAGUUGGGUUAGAAAACUUUGGCAACAUCAACUACAACUGCAAGACUACUAGUAUUAAAGAAUCCACAAAAGUUGGGUUAGAACGUAUCAGUCACAACAUUUAUAGGACCCCUUUUGUCAGCUUCAGCUGUGGGGGAUGGGCAAGUCUUCCCGUGCUCGUCUUUUUGAUUCUGGAUAAGUUAUUAGAACCCAUUGACCAUGUUCAUUUUGCUGCUGUUUGCAAGCAAUGGCGUUCUAUGUCCAAACUCUAUAAUCAAGCAACGCAACGGUGGUGCAAUAAACAACUUCCCCCCAUGCUCUUGAUCCCAAACCAGGACGAUGACCACCGAAGAGUAGUGUACAGCAUUUCUGAAGGAAGAGUUUAUAACAAUAUUCGGCUGCAAGUACCUUUUAGCAGGAGGUGUUGCGGCUCUAGCCACGGCUGGUUGGCCACAGUUGAUACAACAGAGCAAGGAUGUCCCAUGGUAGUACUCAGGAACCCCUUCACAAAAGCAAAGCCCAUCUUUCUCCCUCCCUUGGAUAUCCUUAUCGCAAAGUACGAAACCUCUUAUCAUGAGCAUUACGUUCGUAAGGUUAUCUUGUCCGUUGACCCCACUAUGAAUCCAGAGAAUUAUGUGGUAGUAGCACUUUACGGUCGCUGGCCUAUGUUGGCUUUCAUCAAGUCUGGUCAAAACACUUGGACUUACCCCAGCCCAAAUGGUAACUUUAGUGAUGUUAUAUUCUAUAAAAGCAAAGUGUACGCACUUGAAGCCAUGGGAGACAUUGAGUCAUUGGAUGUUUUUAGCAGUGAUUAUAACCCUUCACAGCCGCCACAGCUGAAGCCGCGCACACCUUUUCAGCCAUUUCAACCUUAUUGUUUUCAUGCAUAUCUUGUGGAAUCAACUAAGGGAGAUUUGUUGCAUAUCUUAAGGUUUUAUGCGUUAAUUGACGGUAGGUUUAGGCAUGGUGCUGGGCGGCGGACUACGCACUUCGUGAUUUACAAGUGGGUGUUUGACAAUGAAGAUGAAGGAUGUAUUGGGCACAAUGUUGAGGUGAAAAGCAUUGGAGAUGAGGCUGUGUUCGUGGGCGACAAUCAUUCAAUCUCUAUUUUGGCUUCAAACCUUCCUGGAUGCCAACCAAAUUCCAUAUAUUACAGCGAUGAUUACAUAUCAAACUAUCCAUCCUUAGAGGGUGAUGAACCAUAUGAUAUGGGUAUCUUCAACUUAGAGGACGGAACCAUCACACAACAUUACUCUCUACACUCCAAUUCUCAGAGAGCGAUUUGGGUUGUGCCACCAUUUAAUGGACUAUUUGAUAUGUUAUGAUGAUGAUCAACAGCACCACCUUCAUGAUAUUCGUUGUUGAAGUCAAAAAUACCAAUGUUUCUGCUGCUGCGGUAAUUACGUUCUCACGAAUAUUCCAGUUUCUUUUUGUGGGCGUUCUGUUUGAGUUUCAGAAACUUUUCUAGAGGAACCAGUAAAGGGUUUUGUUGCCAUCUCCUUGUGCAGGUGAGCUUCAUUUGGAGACCCAUCGAUCUUUUAUAGAGCUAAGGAGAAAAAAGGAAAUAACAAAAGGUCCUGAUAAUCAACUUGGAUUAGUAUAGUCAAGACUCAAAAGCCUCUUCAUCUCUGGUCGCUUACCUGCCGGCACCGGCCCGGCGGACAUCUGUUCUGGAACUUCAGUUCCAAUGGAAGCUUGAUUCAAAUAAUUCAGUUUUUCCGUGGUUUUCAUAGGACAAGGAGAUUGAAAUAAAGGAGGUUGGGUAUGGAUCAAAUCAGUCUAGAGGAGCAACAAGAUCCGCCACCCCAUUACGGCGUUGCAGCCUCUCAAAAGUUCCAGAAAGGUCGUUGAUAUCAUUGAGCUCCAGCCAGCAAUGGAAGAAGAAGACACCAGCAACAGAUAUAGUGCCACAAAUGAUAUAAGAGGCCUCGAUGGCGCAGCUGAUUUUGGGAUUAUUUAGUCUCCCAACUCAGACGAUCUCAACUGGAGCAACGCGGCCCAAGGCCAAGGUGGUGAAAGAGGAAAGAAACCCAAAGGUGAAGGUCACAAGAUUUAUGAAAAAACAAUUACCGCACUAAAUGGAGAGUCAAAUGUUGGGAAAUUCAGCUUUCACAAGACUUCAGCAAUGGCGGCCAAGGGCAAGGUAGCCGUGAGUUCGAAGAUAUCUGUCACAAGAACAUUCGUCAUAAUAAAAUUACUGCAGAUAUAGAUCCACAAAAGUUGGGUUUGAAAACUUUGGCAACGUCAACUACAACUGCAAGACUACUAGUACUAAAGAUCACGGCAAAGCAGCAGGGGGCUUGAGCAGGAGCCAAGCCAAUAUUCUCAAAAAUAAAAUUACAGCACGCAAUGGAUCCUCAUCUGUUGGGAUGUUCAACUUUCACAACGUCUACAUCAAUGACGGCCAAGGUCAAGAUGGCUUCUUGAAACACAAAGGUAUCAGUCACAGCAUUGAUGAAAAUACUAUUAUAGCAGUUAAUUCCCGAAGAGUUGGGAUGCAAGACUUUGGCAACAUCAAAUACUACUGCGAGGAUAAUAUAAGUAGAUUCUUGCAUUUUUUCGGCUUAUGAUAUUAAUUCCAGAAUUUCUUUAGCCAUGUGUGGAUAUACCAUAUGAGAAUUUGAUGUUGCCAUUGGACUCCUCUGCAUUUGUAUAAACUCUUUCUAGUUAUUGUAAAACCUAUUAGACGGCUUACAUGAGUAAAA
Messenger RNA from Prunus avium (sweet cherry), 3465 nucleotides. The record is from RefSeq and is a predicted model, not a curated record. NCBI's taxonomy places the organism in Eukaryota, Viridiplantae, Streptophyta, Magnoliopsida, Rosales, Rosaceae.